UGCCUUUUAAGGGGUACGGUCUCCAAGUCCUGCGAGUUCACAUGCAGCAGCCAAAACACUGAACAGGAUAAACAAAGAACACCGAAAAGACAGAGGAAAAAACAAAGCAAGAAUAAUACUAAUGUUAUUCUCACUCUAGUAUAAAGGGCCUCUUUUGGGAGCAGUCGCAAAGUGUGAGAAUGGGUAAGAGUAAGUGAACUUUGUCUACUCUAAGGUCUAGACAAAAUGAUAGAGGUUUAGAGUAGAUGGAUGGCCAUAGCAGCACUUCUGACCACUUCAACUCUGCUGGAAGUAUUUGGAAUUGAUGUUGCAAGUUCCACGUUUGUAAGUAGCAUAGGGAGAGGAGACAGCCUCCACGCUAAGAGGUCUGUGUCUUUUAGAGCAUCUAAACUGCAACUAUAUUGUGGUUUUGUUGCUUUGUGAACCCAUUUCUAGACAAUACAUGCAAUGUCUGGCAAAAUGACUGUGUAUGUGUGAGCAGGAAACAGAGACGGUUUCAGAGCGAGAAAGGGAGGGAGAAACAGAGCGGUAUUGUAUAUGCGUAUGAGAGAAGAGAGUUAGUUAGAGGGAAAGAGAGAGGGUAACCGUUUGUGCCUGGGAGAGAGGGAACGAAGGAGAGAGACCAUAUAUGUACUGUAUGUCUAUAUGUGAGUAUUUGAAAUGGGUGGAUGCAUAUGUCUGUGUGAGACAGAAGGAGAGGAGGGAGAGAACGUAUAUCCUCUGGCCCUUGGCGAGUGUGCGUGAGGCUGAAUGGGAGCCAGGAAAAGGGGAAGGGCCUCGUGUCCGCCGACAAAAACAGCUGCCUGAGAGUACGCAGGAAAACAGUGUCUGGUAGAGUAUAGGGAGCAGGGGACAGGGAAAGAGAGGACAGGAGAGAAAGAGAGCACCUGGGCCCACAUCUCUAUAUGGGUUGCGCCCUGAGUGCGGAGCCUUGCUGUGGGGAGGAAGCGGAGCCUGUGCCCUUAGUGAGAGGGUCACUGAAGCGCCGAGGUCCAGAGAGAUCCAACAGCGUCAAGAUGAAGCUGACCAAGACGGGCAAGGAAGAGCCCCAUGUCUUCAAGGAGAAGACCUUUAGGAAGAGGCGUCAGUGUGGGGUGUGUCGUCAGAGUGUGGACAGCACAGGGUCCUUCUGUCGAGUGUGUAAAACAGCCACUCACAAGAAAUGCGAGGCAAAGGUGACCACAGCAUGCAUCCCAGCUCCAUCUGAUCUGCAGCGCAGAGGGACAGCUCCAUCCCGACACGUCCAACACCUGGGUUCCACAAAGUCUCUGACUUACACCAAACAGAGGACCACCCUCCCCAGGAGUUUCAGUGUGGACCGUGUGAUGGAAAGAGUCAUGGAGGGCCACUAUGACUUUGACCUGACCUACAUCACUGAGAGGAUCAUCUCCGUGUUCUUCCCCCCUCUGCUGGACGAGCAGCGCUACCGUCUCAACCUCAAGGAGGUGACUGCCAUGCUCAGGUCCAAGCACCAGGACAAGUUCCUGCUCUUCAAUCUCUCUGAACGACGCCAUGACAUCACCCGCAUGAAUCCAAAGGUCCAUGACUUCGGCUGGCCUGACCUCCAUGCCCCUCCCCUGGACAAGAUCUGUGCCAUGUGUAAGGCCAUGGAGACCUGGCUGACCUCCGACCCCCAGCAUGUGGUAGUCUUGCACUGCAAGGGCAACAAGGGCAAGACAGGAGUGAUUAUUGCAGCCUACAUGCACUACAGCAAGAUCUCUGCAGGGGCAGACCAGGCCCUUAGCACACUGGCCAUGAGGAAGUUCUGUGAGGAUAAAGUCUCGUCCUCCCUCCAACCGUCCCAAAACAGGUAUAUCUACUACUUUGGGGGGCUCCUCUCUGGGGCGAUCAAGAUGAACAGCAACCCACUGUUCCUCCACCAGGUCCUCAUCCCCACACUCCCUAACUUCCAGGGCGAAGGAGGUUACUUUCCCUUCCUGAAGAUCUACCAGUCCAUGCAGCUGGUCUACACCUCAGGGAUAUAUGACUUGCAGGGUUCCGGGGGCCGAAGACUGUGUGUGACCAUUGAGCCUGCAUUGCUGCUGAAGGGAGACAUCAUGGUGAAGUGUUACCACAGACGGGCCCAGAGUGCAGAGAGGGACACAGUGUUCAGACUGCAGUUCCACACCUGCACCAUCCACGGGGCACAGCUGUGGUUCGGCAAGGGGGAGCUGGAUGAGGCCUGUACUGAUGAACGAUUUCCCUCGGAUGCAACUGUAGAGUUUGUCUUUUCCUCUGGACCAGAGAAGAUCAAAGGGCGUGAGUACCAGAGGAAUGACCCUGCUGUCACAGUGGACUACAACACAGCUGACCCAGUGGUGCGCUGGGACUCCUAUGAGAACUUCAACCAGCGCUACCAGGACAGUCUAGAAGACAUAGCUCACACCAGGGGUCCAGUGGAUGGCAGUCUGUACGCCCAGAUAAAGAAACGUCGUUCAGGCCCAGGUUCAGGCUCCCUGACCUCCACCAAUGGGAGUCCAGCAGGCACCAGUGAGGAGAGGCCGAGUCCGAACCAGCUCCUCUCCCCUAGCUCUGACUCUCUCAAUCACUCCGGCCUCACUAGCCACUCCGGCCACUCUUCCCACUCUACGGCCCACCCAGAGCAUCCAGAAGAGCCCAGAAGGCCCCCGCCCCCCACUCGGCAGGAGAGGGAGGAGCUGGAGCGCUUGCUGGGGGGCAUCGAGGGGGAAAUGGACGACCGAGACAGGGAGAGGGAGACUGCCAUCCUGGAUGACGGGGACUCGUCCUCUCCCUCUGAGCGUACAGGUACCCUGAGGCUGGGCCGCUCCUGUUCCUGCCGGGUGGGCUACCGCUCCCAGCACUGUGCCGAGCCCGGUUGUGACCGACUCCACCUCAUGCCCAACAGCUACUGCCUGGACAGAGCCCCGGGCACCAAUGGUCAUCCUGGGGCACCGCCCUCGGCUAACCCUGCCACCGCCCCCUCACACAUGGACCUGUGCCAGCACUACAGUCCGCACCCUCACCCGGCCCUGCCUCCCCCUGACCUGGUGUGGGACCGCCAGCAGGGCCCGCCACAUUACCUGCACCGCUCCUGCUCUGAGGGACCCUCUCAUCACCCCUCUCUGUGCCCCUAUCCAUCCCAGGAGCUGACCCCUCACCCCCACUCCCACACCCUUCCUCCCGGGCGCCUGCUCUGUAGAAGUGAUGACUAUGGUCCGUACCAUCACCCUCCCUCACACACCCAUCACCACCCUCACCACACCAAGUCCUCCGGCCCCUACCACGACAUGCUGCUGCUGGACGGUCUGCCGCCCCCUGGCUGCCCCUGCCGGGACUGCCUCAUCAGGAGGGAGGACUCAGCCUUCCGCGGUCUGCGGCUGGAGCGAGGAGAGAGCUUCCACUGGGACAGAGAGGCAGAGCUGCAGCAUCGUGAAGCAGGGCUGAGGAGGGGGAGGGAGUCUGAGCUGCCCAGGGGGGUAGAGAUGCACUGGGAGAGGGAGGCAGUGGGACUGAGAAGAGGCAGGGAGAUGUCACUGCAUUGGGACAGGGAGGCAGAGCUCCAAUGGGAGAGAGAGAGAGAGGCAGACUAUUGGCACAGGAGGGCCACAGUGUCUUCCUAUGGGCCCCAGGGACACGAGCUCCCUGCCUUCACUUUUGACCCCCUGCCGUCAGGCCACCCUGCGUACCCAGAGCCGUCUCGCUCCCACGCCCACUCCCACCUGGAUCUGAAGUACAGCAGCAGCAGCAGUGGCUACCAGACCCCCCACCAGGCCUACCCCUGCUCCCCCUACCAGCCUUCCCCCUCUGAAAGUAGGGGCUAUGCCUCAGGCUACCAGUCUGAGUCUACCUCCCCUCUGCCCCCUCCUUCCACCCUGUCAGGCCCCUGCAGCCACACCACAGGGCCAGCAGACCACCACCCUGAAGCCCACCCUCAGCAGUACCUCUCCGACAGCCAGACAGAUGGAAGGGGGAUGAGUGAGAAUGUGGGUUGGAGAGACCACAUCUCCCAGGGUUCCUUCAAGAGGAUGCAUCGAGAUGUCCAUGUCCCGUGUUCCACGCCUUAUGACCACUCUGAGCCACCCACUCCUGUUCAUACCAGCAGCCCUCUGCGCACACAAGAAAGGCCCAGUCAAGGUGUACAAGGGAAUGAAGUUCGAUCGACUGACAUAGUCAACAGUGACUUUGAAUCUGCCCAGUCCCAGGAUAGGCCCGAUAGUACUGCUGCUCAAGUAUCUCAGCUCAACCAGCAACACAUCCCUGACCCCUCACAGUCUUCAUCCGUGACACCCACACCUUCCCCCACCCAACUCAACAGCCACUGCACCACACCGACACAUCCACCCUCACCCAACCAGCCCCAGCCCCAGAACCACUGUACCACACUCUCACCUAUAACCAGCCAACCCAGCAACCACUGCCUCCCCGUAUCACCCACUCAGACCCCCCCUGAGAAAGUUAGCCCACCUGGUCCAGAGACAACCCUUCCUACAGAGACUGCUGCACUGCCUCCUCUUGCCCAGCACCAGCCACCCCUUGCCCAGCACCAGCCACCCAACCUCAACUCUGCAGCUGGCACAACAGAACUUGCCCAGCACCAGCCACCCAACCCCAACUCUGUACCUGGCACAACGGGACCCUGCCCAGCUCAGGGCCAGCUGAAUGGAGCAUGUCCACCCAGGGAGCUGAACCCAGAGGUCCCUAAAUCCAUCGCCACCCCCACUAAGGCCCCUUCCUCCCCCCAGCCUCUCAUCAGCAGUCUGGAGGGCUCCCCCUCCUCAGAACCUCCUGUGCCUGGCUUCGCCACCCUGGGCCGGAGGCUUAUGCUGGGCACUGAGUCCCCAGGACCCCUGCAGCAUUACCCUGGCAUGGAGGGCAGUGCCAGUGGGCACUCUUCAGCCCCUGAGGGACAUGACACCCCCACCUUCCCCACCUCUGCCACUGGCUGCUGUGCCCAAUCUGCCCCCCAUCUGCCAUACUCGGGCUACACUGCUGUCACCAUCCCCCAGCCCCCACUCCCAGAGAAACGGCGGCAGUCUGCCCGGCCAGGAUCACCUAACGGCGGGGUGGGUACACUGAGGUCCUCCCUCUCACAGCACCAUGUCACCUUCUCUCCAAUGGUGGGGGAGAUGGCACCCCCUGCAGGCCAAGGAGAAGGAAUUAUAUCUCUGGAAGGAGAGAUGGCAGGCAGAGUCAGUGUUAAGUUUGUCCAGGACAGCUCACGCUUCUGGUACAAGCCUGGCAUCUCCAGGGACCAAGCCAUAGCUGCGCUGAAGGAGAGAGAACCAGGGGCGUUUCUUAUCCGGGACAGCAACUCCUUCCAGGGUGCCUAUGGCCUGGCACUGAAGGUGGCCAUCCCGCCCGCUAACGUCAACAACCACAGCAGCAAAGCCAAUCCAUUAGAGCAGCUGGUGCGACACUUCCUGAUUGAGACGGGCCCCCGUGGAGUGAAGAUUAAAGGGUGUCAGAAUGAGCCCCAUUUUGGGAGUUUGUCUGCAUUGGUGUACCAGCACUCCAUCACCCCAAUUUCUCUACCCUGUUCCCUACGGAUCCCAGAAAAAGAUCCCAUUGGAGAAAUGCAGGCGCUGCAGUCGACUGCCAGUAACAUGAGCACUGCUGCCGACCUGCUGAAACAGGGUGCAGCCUGCAACGUGCUCUACCUGAAUUCUGUGGAGACUGAGUCACUGACUGGACCACAGGCCAUCUCCAAGGCAACCGGAGCCACGCUGGCACGAAACCCCCAGCCAGCGGCCACAGUGGUCCACUUUAAAGUGUCUUCACAGGGUAUCACACUGACUGACAGCCAGCGCAGGGUGUUCUUCAGGAGACACUACCCAGUCAACAGUGUGACUUUCAGCAGUAUCGACCCCCAGGACAGGAGGUGGACUAAUUCAGACAGAACAACAUCUAAGGUGUUUGGGUUUGUAGCCAAGAAGCCAGGCAGCAUGGCAGAAAACGUGUGUCAUCUAUUUGCUGAGCUCGACCCGGAGCAGCCAGCCUCUGCCAUUGUCAACUUCAUCAACAAGGUGAUGUUAGGGCCGCAGCGCAGGUAGAAAACCAAGCCAAAGACCCGUCACCGGUGUUACACUGUCAACAGUGUUACAACUCCCAAAGAGGAGGCUUCAAAACAAAUGCUUUACAGACCCACAAAGCACCAUUGGCGGUGGCCUCUUCUCAAAGACUGAGUUUUGGAACCAAAAGGCUCAACAUUUCAAACAUGACUGGUAUUUUGAAUUAUAGUCCAAAUGUAAUAGUUGUUUAAAUGUCUAAUGUCUAAAAAUGCCUUAAAGGUCCAAUGCAGCCAUUUUUUUUUUUUUAUCUCAACAUCAAAUCAUUUCUGGGUAACAAUUAAGUACCUUAUUGUAAUUGUUUUCAAUUAAAAUUGUUUAAAAAAAAAUAUGUUUCUCAGCAAAGAGCAAUUUCUCAAGCAACAAUUUUGCUAGAACUGUCUGUGAGUGGUCUAAGCUGAAAACUGAAAAACUAGCUGUUAUUGGCAGAGAGGUUUGGAACUCUCUUAUUUGUCUAUUAACAAAUUAAUUGCCCUGUGAUGUCACCAGGCAGGCCAAAACUCGAUCCCACCAUAACAGGCGGAUAUUUCAAGGCGGUCCUUUCAAACAGCUCUUAAACUAAAAAGGCAUUUAUCAUUUUCACAGUAUUAUUCCAACCUCAGUGUGGAAAUACAUAUAAAACACAGGAAACCUAGUUUUUAACAGCACUGGGCCUUUAAUUUCCUAUUACCUUAAAGUUACCAAAGCCUUGUCGUCACUUGCUAGUAGGCUACAGUAGAAAGUAAAAGUGAAUGUGAGAAACGUCUAUUUGUAAUGUGCAAGGGAGAGAGUGUAUGUGGUUAGGGUAUCAGUGUGUGUAGAGGAUAGGGCACAGAUAUGGUCAGUACUAGAGAUAAUGGGGUAUUGUUAUGUUUUGUUCACAUGUACGUUCGUAUGAAUUGUACUCUAGAAAGAAAAGUUUGUAGUAACCAAGGAAUAAUGGUGUGCCGCACCAAUGCCGUCUCUAAUGUAUUGUAUUUAUACCUAUGGCUUUUCCUGUUAAGAGCAAUACACAAUAUUGCUGCGAAUAGUCAUUUUGUUCUAUUCCACAAUUUUUUUGUGGGUCAAUUAUCUAGAAUAUGGGGCAAAUACUAGUCCUUAUUAUACUGUAUAACAUUGAGAAAUGUAUUCAAACGUUAAAAACAAGACAAGAAUAAGUCACAAUAUCAAUGUAACUCCCACAUAUAUUUUUACCUGUAUGACUUUAUGUACAAAGUUAACACACAAAGCAGACAGUUGUCUAAGGUCCUAUGUACUUAACCAAAGACAGAGCACUCCUGUAUUAAGAUUUAAUCAUUCAUAUUUUUAAGCUUCAUGUAUUUGUAUUCUUAGUGUUUUGCAUUGUUUUUGUAAGAAAUAGAAAGACACUACUUUGUAUGACAGCGGUAAUAUAUUGUGGUCUGUUUUCUUAUUGAUCUUUAUAUGUAGUAAUAUAUUUUCUCACAUGCAGCUAGGAAAGGGAGGACAAAAGGAAACAUUUGUAAGAAAAUCUAUGUUAUAUGCUAUUUUUUAAGAAAGCUUUGUAUGCACAAAUGAAGAAUAUAAUAAAACAUUUAAAAAAGUUAAAA
Molecule: messenger RNA, 7573 nt
Organism: Oncorhynchus mykiss (rainbow trout)
Lineage: Eukaryota; Metazoa; Chordata; Actinopteri; Salmoniformes; Salmonidae
Gene: tns2a
Product: tensin 2a
Biological process (GO): peptidyl-tyrosine dephosphorylation
Cellular component (GO): focal adhesion
Molecular function (GO): protein binding; protein tyrosine phosphatase activity
Source: RefSeq, a predicted model, not a curated record